CAUUGGAUGGCGGGUGCGAGCAUGUAGAGGCCAAGAAUGCACAACGGCCUAUAUAAAUGCCGUUUCCUUCGAUGCAACGCAGCGGUCCCGCACGUUACGAGCCUGGAGAUGGAUUCAUCAACCACGAUGUGGUUCUUCCGAUCGGUGGGAGUUGAAUCGGAUCCCAAGCUCUUUUAAUUAUAAGAUGAAUGCAGCUUCUACGAGAAUAAUCCUUCGCUUUUCUCCGCAUCCGAAGCCAGUGUUCUUCGAUCCAGAGUUGUUGAUCCGGAAUUAGGGAUUUCUGGUGAUGGCGGAACCCGAAGUCAUUGCUUUGAGAGAAGCUAUUCGGAGUCGAUCUACAACUCUGGAGAAACUUUAUGGAGAGCUGGAGGAGGAACGGGAAGCUGCGGCAUCUGGAGCGGACGAAGCUCUAUCCAUGAUCGUGCGCCUGCAGGAAGAGAAGGCAGCCGAGAAGAUGAAGGCGAGCCAGUACAAGAGAUUGGCGGAGGAGAAGCUGCGGCACGCCAAGGAGUCCUCGACGAUUCUGAAAGACGUCAUAUUUCAGAAGGAGAUGGAGAUUGCAUCCCUCGUGUAUCAAGUGCAGGCCUACAAGCACAGGCUGUUAAGUUUGGGUCUCAGAAAUAUGGAUGAUGAUGUUAUGAUGAGGAAUGGCAACCGGUGCAGGACAAGCUUGGUUAGGAACAUCUCUUUACCUGCGCUUCUCCUGGAAGAACUAUCAUCAGGGCUUCAUGUUACUGAAAAUUUGUAUUGUGGCAUUGCUGACAACAUGGAGUUCGGUGAAGAGUACGAUGCAGCCAAAUUGCAUGAGUUUAUGAAUUUGGCUAGAUCAGAAACAGCAGAAGCACACAGAAGAUCAACAGAGUGGCAGCAAAAACUCGAGUAUCAUGAUAAAUUUCACAUGAAUUCUAGGAUGGUGCCUGUGAAAAUGAGACAGAAUCCUGGUUGUUCAUGGUAUCUACAACUAGCAGCUAGCGACGACAACAAAUUCGACAAUUCAACAUCGAACAUAAAGUCAGACGAGGGCAGUAUUUAUCAAACAAAAUCAGUCAAUUUGCAAGACUUCCAUGAUGUUCAGGAGAAUCACAAUCGUCCAAGCGGGUCUAGAACAUGCAGCCAACUUUCGCAAGAACAUUUCGAAACCAAAUGCAUGAACAGAGUGCCAAUUGCAAGACAGGAAGAAGCUAUGUGCAACUUCCCGAAAGAUCAGCACAACAAUUUUUUCUCGCAUGCCCAUCAUAAGAACAAAUUGUACCAACCAUGGGAAGAGGCACCGAUGGAUUGUCCUCCAACACCUGGAAAUUCUCAUGAUGCAGUUUCUUUAUCUCACAGUGAUCUUGAGCAACUAAGAAUGCUGAUGCAGAAAUUUAAAGACGACAUGAGAGAUACGAAGCAGGAAAAUCUCGAGCGAGGCAGAAAACAGUUGCAGUCAUUAAGGAGAAUAAUCAAGCAUCUUGAUUCUAUAGAAUCACAAGUUAACAACACAGAGUUUGAGCACGAUCAAGAGGAUGAUUCUCAAUUUACGUACCUUGUGGAGGUAAUGUUAUAUUACUUUCUCUGCACUGGUGCUUUGCUUGUUUCUCAGACUAGGCACUGAAACUCAUCAGUUAGGAUAUUAAUGUAUCAGGAGUACCCUUAGAAACAUCUAGAAAUACAAGGCCUUCACUAUACACAGAUAUGAAGAAGAACACUAUGAGAUCAACUAAGACUCACCUGGAGCUUUUACAACUAUACUGUCAACCAUAUUUCCACCCUAAACAAGAUACAUUAGCCUCUCAUCUUUAAAGAAACUGGUACCAUAGAUUUUAACCAUAGACACGCAGUUCAUAUUUUGUAAGAAAAAAGAAAAAUCAUGCAUGAAGCUAAGUCUAGAUAUGACCAACAUAAAUUUUGCCUGUGCAGAUUUGCUUUUUUAUAUUUGUUGAUCUAUGCCAUUCAGCUGCAUACAGAAUAUUAGCCAGUCUAUGCUUUUUUCUUGCUGUUAUUAUAGAACUUUUUUUUAGCAAAAGCUGUUUUAGAGCUUGACAUAGUGUAAUUCAUAAACAGGCAAUGCUACAUUUCUGGCUUUAGUCUUGUCAAAUUGGACCUUUGGCAUUGAGAGGCUCGUCUUCAUCCAAGGUUCAUUCUAAAAGUGCUGAUAAAUCACCAUUGAGAUUCUAAAAAAAUAACCUUCUGGUUCCAGCAAUGUUUGUAAAGUGAACAGCUGGUGACUUCGGACUUCCUCUUUCUGUUGGUCGAUCAAUUGUACCAUGUUUAAGUCAUAAGAAAACUUUUUAUACACCAUGAGUACAUAUUUGUUUCUGUGGCAAAAUACUGGAUAGAAUUCCUCAAGAAAGAGAAACACAACAUGUUAAGCUGCAUUAUCAUGAAUUUAAUCUUUUCUUGCUUUACUUGCUCUUAAAGGUAGACAAUCUUGACUGACAGAGGAAAAAAGGAAUAGAAAACUUAAAGUAGUAUCAGAUUAACAUAAGGCAUCAUCUUUCUGAAGUUGCAUUCUAAAACAAAUCUUCACGGGUAAAUAUGCAGAGAGAACAAAACAGAAGAGCACAUUAAAAAAUGAUAACAUCUUAGCACAUUGCAUGGGGACAGUUCAUCUGUUAGUACAUACUAAUCAUGGGUCCAAAAUAAUGCUUCAUUCGCUUGAAGCUGCAUGGAGAUCACCGAGUUCAAUGUUUUGAAAUUAAGGCUCCAGUUUUUCUUUUCCCCAAGAAAACACUAAAUUAAAUUAAGGCUGUUGUUUAUCAGACAUUACAGUGUAUCUCUCUGAAUACUGUUUUGAUUUAUAUGAGAUUGAUCUCUUCUGUUAAAGGACUCCAGGUUUCAAUAAGGGCAUCUUUGACAUUAAUUUUAUCUUUUAUGCUUUAGGAAAAUAAAAAAAUAGUUUUAAGUUUGAUCGUUAGUGUUCACAAACCUAUUUGAUGAUCAUAAUGUAGCUUAUUCAAAGAGUGCAUUGGACUGUGAACUCACUGGAAAAUCAAUAUAGGAUAAAUUGAUGUAAAGUUACGGGCUACGGAAAAGACUAAAUGACACUCACCGCACAAGAUGCGAGAAGUUAAUUCUCAAAAAAGAGAGUGCCUCUGUCCAAACAAAAUGAAUUUUCUUUUCUUUUUUGAGGCUUAUUUUCAAAAUUUUUAUGCCAAAUAUACAGAUCAAGAUGACAUUUAUGAGUUUACAUGCAUUGAACUUUGAUCUUUAUAGGUCGAAAAAUACUUGAAACAUUUAUAUUUAAAAACAUUCAAUAAACAUGUAUUGAAGAUUCUUUCCCAUAUUUCAGUACUUGACAAAGUUCAUCGCUUAGCGUAGGUUGGGAUACCAGUUACCUCUAAAAACUGAUUUUAGAAAUCAGAUUUAACUACUCAUUGACUUCUAUAUGCUUGAUAAGAAGUUCCUAUAUCAAGAACCAAAUAAGUAUCCUUUUAGGGACAACCUAAUUUUCUUUUAAAAUCAGAAAUUG
This is a messenger RNA of Musa acuminata AAA Group (dessert banana), 3451 nucleotides long. RefSeq lists its product as uncharacterized. NCBI's taxonomy places the organism in Eukaryota, Viridiplantae, Streptophyta, Magnoliopsida, Zingiberales, Musaceae. The coding region runs from base 287 to 1594 and encodes 435 amino acids. The record is from RefSeq and is a predicted model, not a curated record. The transcript has 2 exons.